Molecule: messenger RNA, 1713 nt
Organism: Pipistrellus kuhlii (Kuhl's pipistrelle)
Lineage: Eukaryota; Metazoa; Chordata; Mammalia; Chiroptera; Vespertilionidae
Product: collagen alpha-1(I) chain-like
Exons: 3
Coding region: 1-1347 (448 amino acids)
Source: RefSeq, a predicted model, not a curated record
AUGGACGCAUGGAACAGAGUGCGGGACCUCAGAAAGAAAGCAGGGAAGGGCGGGCUGCCAGGGGCGCGCCCCGACAGGCAGGCAGGCAGGCAGGCACCCCGGGGCCCCGCCGGAGGAAGCCCAGGCAAGCCCGGCCCUCCCGCAGCCCGGCGGCGGGGCUUCGGAGCAGCCCUGUUGGCACAGGUGCCCUGGCGAUGGGCGGCGACCGCCAGGCAACACCUGCGGGGCCGGCGGCGCGGGGCCCGGGGCGGGCUCACACCUGUGCGCGGGCGGCGCUCCAGCCCUGCCGGCCCCGGAGCCCGGAGCCCGGCGCCCGGGCCCAGCGCGGCCGCGGGGCCAGCUGCGGGGCGAGGACACGGCGGAGGCGGCGGCACCCACCUGGCAGCACCUCCUCCGUCCGCGGCGGCAGCAGCAGCAGCAGCAGCAGAGCCCGCAGCCCCUGGCACCAUCUUCCGCCGCCGCCUCGUCCUCGGCGGCGGCUACCAACCGCCCAUCCGGCUCCGCCAACCGACACAAUCGCCGGCGUCCCGGUGCCGGCCGCGGCCCCGAACUCCGGGCGGGCGGGCGGGAGGGAGGGGUCCGGGCGGAGCAGGGACGCGGUCAGCAGGCCCCUCGGCUCUGCGUCGGGGGCCGGGGGGAAGGGGGCCGCGGCCCGUCAGAGCCGAGGGGCCGCGGCGACGGGCGGGCUCGGAGGCAGCGCCGGGGUUCGCAGGCCCGCGGGCGGACGCGGCCGGAGCGGGGUUUGUUAUUGUCGACUCCGUUCCUUCCUCCGCGGGGCAUGCCGGGAGGCGGCGGGCGGGGGAGGGGCGGGCCGGCGGCGCAGAGGGCCGGCGCGCAGGACCGGAAGUCGCCGGAAGUCGGAGGCCUGCCGGGAAAGGGGCGGAGUCGGCCGGCCGGCGCUGUCCUCUCCUGACCUGGGAGGCCGAACUGGGCGGCCCGGGCGCUGCGGCCGCGGUCCGGCGGGCGUUCCCGCAAGGUGAACUUGACCUUCCCUUGCCCCGGCGAGCUGGCCUGAGCGAGGCGGACCCUGCGGAAGGCUGGAUCGGCUCCAGGGGAAAGGGCUCGUCUCUGCAGCGGAUCGCGGAGGAGCGGGGCCUGCCCCAGGUCGGGGUCUGGUCUCCUGCCCCCUGGGCCGCCCGAUGGGGGGGCCCGGAGGGCUGUGGGCCGGCGGGGUCGGGGCCUGGCUGCCAUCCCCACCCCCGGCACCUCCCAGGGGCCCGGGCUGCCAGCGGCUGGCCAGUGUCUGCGGGUGGGAACGGCACCGAGUUCUCAGACCAGCUCCGGGUCCAGAAAGACAACAAAACCAGACAGCAUCCCCAUGGCUACCCUGAGAACCAGCUGCAUUGAUUAGACCCCCUGCCCAGGCACCAAUCCAUCCGUGGAGACAACCCUGAAAGGACACACCUGGAGAACGGCUGAAGGGUCUAUCAAUAGAAGAUUAAUAGACUUUCCCUCAAAUCCCCACCCUUAGAACUCUGAGGACCUCCCUCCCUGGGGCAAGCCAGGGCCUUUCUCUUUCCUUCCCCUUCUCCUUCCUCUGCCUCCUCCUCCCGGUCCCAAAUCCUCCUGCCUGUCCCAACGUCACCAUUAGCUUCCUCACUCCCAAGCUCCUAGGGCCCUUCCUUUACCUCUAAAACUUGUUUGCUAAGCCUAUUUCUUCUAGGAAUUACUGCUUCUGCCUCUGUAAUUUACCCAAUACUUGUUCUCUAAGAG